This is a messenger RNA of Prorocentrum cordatum, 493 nucleotides long. The record is from the annotation of a GenBank genome assembly. NCBI's taxonomy places the organism in Eukaryota, Dinophyceae, Prorocentrales, Prorocentraceae.
GUCAUGGAAAAUGAACGCAGCGCCGGCGCAGCAGCAGGCAUAUAUACCACAAAUGAUCCAAGCGAAUGACAUCGGGCAGUCGCAGGCAUUGAAAAAUACAGAGUCGAAGUCAGGCGAGUGGUUUCAGAAGCUCGACAGUUGCGUGCUCAUUGUCUUCGAGAUCAACGUCGAGCUGGCGAUUGAGUGGGUGGUCGAUCAGUUUUACGCGGUGUUCGCUUCGCUCGCCGAGCGCGAGUCGUUCGACUUGGCGGCCAGCGCUGGCUAUGGCAAUGGGGCGGAAGCUCUGCGACUAUUGGUGCGCCGCCGGGCCCCUGCGAGUCGCGGGCGUCGCCGCGCGUUGCUCAGGAAGAUUGCGGCGCCCGCCAGAGUCGCGAUGCUCGAGAACAGGGCGGGCGAGGUCGCGAAGCGGGAGGAGCGGAUCACGCGCCUCGACGACGGGAUCAAGAUGGGUGCGCUCGAGAGCCCCGGUCCUCAGCACGUCCAGAUGCACCGG